Brienomyrus brachyistius is the source of this 1826-nucleotide messenger RNA. RefSeq lists its product as uncharacterized. The record is from RefSeq and is a predicted model, not a curated record. NCBI's taxonomy places the organism in Eukaryota, Metazoa, Chordata, Actinopteri, Osteoglossiformes, Mormyridae. The transcript has 5 exons. The coding region runs from base 1 to 582 and encodes 193 amino acids. Gene Ontology annotation, molecular function: serine-type endopeptidase inhibitor activity.
AUGCGUGUAUUUCUCUACUUAUAUGACAUUUUCUCCAGUCUUCGUCCUUGGUCCUUGGUACUGGUUCCAUACUUCCACUCUGUCCUAGGUCUUGUCCCAGACUCUCUGUCCCACACGUCGGUCGAGUCUGUAAGGGUAAGGCCCAUCCCUGAGCGGCAGUUGUCUCAGCAGGAUGAGGAGGGACGGCAGCUACGUGUGGUACUGAACACCAAUGACCCCGACUAUGAGCACAUCUACUCCAUUGAGAGCUACAGUGAUCUUCAGGAGGAAGAUGCUGAUCUCACCCCAACAUCUAUACUGGCAAACGACGAAGCCAACACUGCUGAACCUCUGGAAGCUUCCCGACGCAAGAGAGAGAGCCCCGGGGCAGCCUUAGCACAGCCAUGCUCGCUGCCCUUGGAUGAAGGCAGCUGCUCCAACUACACGCUGAGGUGGUACUUCAACACCCAGGCAGGAACCUGCCGGCCCUUCGUCUAUAGUGGCUGCGGGGGUAACGAGAACCACUUCUUGGCUCCGGAGGACUGCGAGCUGCAGUGCCUUGGGGGGAGCAAAGGAGCUGUGUCCCCCAGGAAGGGAAGAUGAUCUGUGCUCUGUCCUCCAAUCAUCUGUCAAGAAUGUCAGGAAAUCAUUGUGGACUAUUUGAAAAAUGUUUGUUUAAAAUAGUGGGGUGCCCUUCAUUGAAGCAGUUAUUUAUUUUGUGUCACUUACUUUCCCAUCAGUCAUAUAUAUUUUUCUCCUCGACAUGCACUCUUUCAAAACCUAGUUCAGUAAUCACCAGUAAUUUUUAUAGAAUAUUUCAACAGCCCAGUCAGUGAUUUGAUUAAAGUUAUUUAUUUUAUUUACUGAACUGACAGUACAGCAUAAAUCUGUCUUUCGGUGUGUGUUGUACAGUAGGUCUUUGUACUAUAAGGAAAACAAGGAGUGGACUUCUGUGCAAUAAUCUUUUUUUAAACAAUUUUUAAAAAGACCAUUAAUCCUUUUAAGCCCCUCAGCUCUUAAUGAGUUUGUCAGAAACCCCAAAUAAGGUGCCAAAGGUUGAUUUUGGCUAGAGACCAAAUAGCUAAUCAUCUGAAAGUGUAACAAAACCAAUGCCUUUGUACUCACUGGUUUAGUUGCACACAUGCGUGCGCGCGCGUGUGUGUGUGUGUGUGUGUGCGUGUGUGUGUGUGUGUGUGUGUGUGUUCACGUGUAUCAGACUCAGCCAGCAAUGCAGGAUCCCAAACAAGAGUCAUGUAUUGGCGGAUGUCUGUCUUGCCGUGAAGCAGUUUUACAUUCGAGGUUCGUUAAGUUGUUGUUUUGUCUUGUCAAAGUGCUCCUACCUGCCCUUGCUAAUGAAUCCUCUUUGAAGACCUACUGGUCAGUUUGUGCAGAGCAUUUCUGAUUCCUGUUUUUCGGUACACCGAUAGGGGGAAGCACACUCCAUUCAGGCCUUGGGGUGAUGACUUGUUCUGGCUGAUGAGAGCGUUAGUAUUAGCAUCAGUGCUGAUGGAACGCCUGACCCAGCACUCUCCUCACAUAGGAGCACAGGAGUGUAACUGCAGUGCAUAAGCCAUAUUAGGGUGAUUACCACCUGCAUGCAUGUAUUCGGCAAUUACUGGGUAGGAAAAUGUGUUUCUGCGUCUUUGUACAUCUGCUGUGUCUGUUGUUAUAAAAAGUGAUUUGCAUGUCCAUCUAAAAAAAAAAAGGUGCUGAAAUGUUGUUUUUGUACGUCUUUUUGUAACAUUAAGCCUGAUGUUUUAAUUAGUCAAGUUUUAGUAUUGAAUUUGAGAACAAAGUAUUAAUCACCGUCUUAUUUUAUAAAGAAAAUAAAUGAGAUAUUUUAAAAA